Owenia fusiformis is the source of this 3035-nucleotide messenger RNA. NCBI's taxonomy places the organism in Eukaryota, Metazoa, Annelida, Polychaeta, Sabellida, Oweniidae. The record is from the annotation of a GenBank genome assembly.
AAUCAAAUUUUGACCAAUCACAUUUCAGGAUUCAGUCAGUCCGUAAAGAAGAUUUCCGCCAUUGCUCAGAAAAAGUCAUGCCGGUCUGAUUGGCACUUUAUAUUUACGUAUAGCUCCAUCAGUUCUUCUUUUAUCUCUCAAUUGUAAUAUUAUUUGAUACAAGUAUAUAUUUCUCUUUCAAAUGACAUAUACAAUGACGACUGAAAUAAAAAAGGAAACGAGUACAGACGUCGAAAUGAAAGAUGAAAAAAUUGAAGAACCAAAACCCAAAAAAGAUGCAGAUUUGCUCACCCUAGAAGAUAUAAAAGAACAUGUGAAACACAUCGAGAAGGCUGUGUCAACUAAAGAGCCCAGAUUUAUGUCUCGUGCAAUACGAGCAUUGGCAUCUAUACGCAGACGUCUCAACCAGAAGAUUCUCAGGAAAAUUAUCAUUAGUGGAUUCCCUGCAUCAUCUGGUCAAAAGGAUACGCUUCUUACAUAUCUUGAUGAGGUUAUGGAAACUGAUGAAAAUGGCCAUCCAUUUCGUUUGAGAACAGGCAAAAAUCCAGUCCUUCUACCAGAGAUAGAGAGCUACCUACAUUUACUGCUUGUCAUGUACCUGAUAGAUCAAAAGAAAUUCAAAGAGGCUGUCAAGUGUUCGGAUAAUCUCAUAGAAAAGGUGACAUCUCUAAACAGAAGGACUAUAGACAUGCUUGCCGCUAAGUGCUAUUUCUACCAUGCCAGGGUUUAUGAGUUAACAGAUCAACUAGAUAAAGUCAGAAGUUUUCUCCACCAAAGACUGCGCACAUCUACUCUCCGAUCUGACUAUGAGGGACAGGCCACACUACAAAACCUCCUGCUUAGAAACUACUUGGUGUACAACCUCUACGAUCAAGCAGACAAACUAGUAUCAAAGUCUACUUUUCCAGAAAAUGCAUCAAAUAAUGAAUGGGCUAGAUUCUUGUAUUAUUUAGGGAGAAUCAAAGCCAUGCAGUUGGAAUACUCUGAAGCACAUAAAAAUCUCCUCCAAGCAAUAAGAAAGGCUCCUCAACAUACUGCAGUAGGAUUCAAACAAACAGUCCAAAAAUUAGCCAUUACAGUAGAACUUUUACUCGGAGAUAUUCCAGACAGAUCUAUAUUUCGACAGACAUCCAUGAGGAAAACUUUAGCUCCAUAUUUUCAACUAACACAAGCCGUGAGGAAAGGUAGUUUAUCAGACUUCAGUAAAGUACUAGAAAAUUAUGGUGAGAAAUUUGCCCAAGAGGACACCUAUACAUUAAUCAUCAGACUACGACACAAUGUCAUCAAGACGGGUGUAAGGAUGAUCAACUUGUCGUAUUCUCGAAUAUCUCUGAGUGACAUUGCACAGAAGUUGAUGCUUGACAGUCCAGAGGAUGCCGAAUUUAUUGUAGCUAAGGCCAUUAGAGAUGGUGUAAUAGAGGCUGUGAUCAACCAUGAAGAGGGCUAUGUGCAGUCCAAAGAGAACAUUGAUAUAUACAGCACAAGGGAACCUAUGUCAGCCUUACAUCAGAGAAUCAGAUUCUGCCUUGACAUUCACAAUCAAUCUGUAAAGGCAAUGAGGUUCCCUCCCAAAUCCUAUAACAAAGAUCUGGAAUCAGCAGAGGAUCGUCGUGAGAGAGAGCAACAGGAAUUAGAAAGUGCAAAGGAAAUUGCUGAUGAGGAUUUUGAUGGAUUCAAUUAGCUAUCACAAGGAAGGACUAGUAAAUUCAAUUAAAGUAUCAAUUGUGAACAGAGUAUCCUCAAUUUGUCAUGUUUUGGGGAAUUUGAGCGUUAUAUUACGAGCUGCAGUUUGCCAGUUUGUAUUAAAAAGGAUACUUGUUCAUGUUCUUGAAAACUGCCUGGGAAAUCCAGUGUAACGAUGUUAUUUGAUUCUGUGCAUUAAGAAAGCUGGUAGUAGAGUUGCAAAUACAUGACCAUUUGACCAAGACCAACCGUGAUUUUUCAUUUUUUUAUUUAAAAAAGUUAACAGAUAAGAUAAGCAAAGUGAACAUUAAUUCCAUAUCCCAGUGUAUGUUACAUUCUAUUAAUAAUAAAAUGAAUAAAAGAAAAGAUUCCUAUCACAGAACAAAUAGUUCCAAAUUCAAAAUUUUAGAAAACAAGCCAGUUGCAUUAGAAUAUAGUAAAUAUCAAUUUACUUGUAUCCUGUAAUAUCAGUACUAUGGGUAUGUACGGUGUUACACUCGAUAAAAGUGGUUUUGUGUUGUGUUUUCUAUGGUGACCAAGCUGCCAAGAAACAAGGAAAUAAUCUAUAUGAACAGUCAUGUUACUUCCUUCUUGAUGACGAUUCAUCACAUUUUAGCUGAUAAUCUCAUGGCUUAAACCUAAAUAUCUCAUUGGUUUGUCAAGUCCAAUGAUCCAUGAUCCAAGCUUACCCCCUUAAUGUUUUGUAAAGUCUGGAAUAAUUUUGAAGGUCAAUGUAAUAGCAUGAAAUGUUCAUUGUUAUAUAAAUAUAUUUAAAAAAUGAUAAGAUAAUCAGUCAUUUACUUGCUGGAGUUGCAAACAGAAAUAGAACAUGUUGCAAUAAUUUGGCAAAAAUCCAUUUGUAAGAAAAACUUAUGUCAACAAUUUCUCCCAUGUUAUUGAUGAUGUCAUAUUAAACAAAAUACACGGAGUGUCAGUUUCCCAUAUAUGGAGUGAUGACAUCAUCAAAAGUUGCGGUCACGUGUUAGUUGUGAAAAGUGCAUAUAUUUUCUUUGCCAAAUUGAACCAGCAUUCUUGCAAUGGUUUGCAAUUAUUACACAAAAUGAAAAAAUGCACAAUUGAUGUAUGUGUUAUAACUACAUUACAUAUUGUAGAACAUGUACAAUAAAUACAUGCAUUAUAGUAUGCAUAAUGUACUUUAAAACAUGUAGUAUUCAUACAUUAAAUUCUAUUUUAAAAUGUGUACGAAAACAUGUAAAACGUGCAUGUAUACUGUAAAACAGUUGAUUGAUAAAAGGUUUCAUGAUAUUUUGAAUGUAAGUUUCCAAAAACAAACAGUAUAUAGAAAUGUAAAUAAACAAAACAUAAACAAAAUAAACAUAAUUGUAAAGAAA